Brenthis ino (lesser marbled fritillary) is the source of this 204-nucleotide messenger RNA. Lineage: Eukaryota; Metazoa; Arthropoda; Insecta; Lepidoptera; Nymphalidae. The record is from the annotation of a GenBank genome assembly.
AUGCGCUGCCGCCGUCGUAUGACCAAGCGGUCUCGAAAGCUCCGCCUCAGGCCCCACACCCGACGCAUUAACUGUAUAUUACUCAAAGCUAGUGUGCCCACUGCGCUCAUUGGCCUCUGCUCACUGGUCACUGAUCAGUCGCCGCUCACUCGUCAGCGGCCCUCAGUGGCGUGCCGCAAGGUAUUGUCGGUGCUGUACCCUUAC